Molecule: messenger RNA, 1596 nt
Organism: Purpureocillium lilacinum
Lineage: Eukaryota; Fungi; Ascomycota; Sordariomycetes; Hypocreales; Ophiocordycipitaceae
Biological process (GO): mitotic recombination; DNA repair; DNA strand invasion
Cellular component (GO): condensed nuclear chromosome
Molecular function (GO): single-stranded DNA binding; ATP binding; DNA strand exchange activity
Source: RefSeq, a predicted model, not a curated record
AUGACGGACCUGCUGCGCAUCCUCCCGUCCUUCCGCGCCGCGCCCUUCUCCGCCCUCCUCCCGGCCAUCGAGCAGCACGCACUCACCACCGCCGAGCUCCUUGCCCUGCACCCCGCCGACAUCGCCAAGCAGACGCAGCUCCCGCUGCUGGACCUCAAGCGCCUCGUCGCCGCCAUCCAGUCGUCGCUGGUCGACGACCUUGUCGCGGAGCCGCUGCUCGUGGGGUUGGACGCUGACGAUGACGACACCGCCCAGCAGGACGCGGGGGAUGUUGGUGACGGCGAGGAGAAGGAGAAGGGGGGUGACGGAGGGGGAGACGCCGCUCCGGAGGAUGGCCGGGAUGAGCCCGAUGCAGACGCGGCAGAGCAGCAGGAGCAACUGCCACCGCCGCCGCAACGCCAGAUGACGCCUUGCGACGUCCCGUGCGAAGCCAUCAGCACCCUUGACGACGACCUCGACGCCGCGCUCGGCGGCGGCGUGCCCCUCGGCUGCAUCACCGAGUUCGCUGGCGAGAGCGGCGCCGGCAAGACGCAGUUCCUCCUUUCCCUGUGCCUCGCCGUGCAGCUGCCACCCCCGCGCGGCCUCGCCAAGCAGGCCCUCUACAUUUCCACCGAGUCCGGCCUCGCCACACGCCGCCUCGCUCAGAUGCUGGCCGCCAACCCGGCGCUCCUCCCCGGGGACGCCGACGACGAUGCCGGCGCGGCGGCCCGCCGCCCCUCGCUCGACAACAUCCUCAGUACCGUCACGCCCGACCUCGAGUCCCAGGACCACAUCCUCGAGUACCAGGUCCCCGUCUUGCUGUCGCGUCACGACAUUGGCCUCAUCGUCGUGGAUUCCGUCGCGGCAAACUACCGCGCCGAGUUUGAGCGCCAGGGCUCCCGCGGCUCUAACAUGGCCGCCCGGAGCGCCGAGCUCGUUCGUCUCGGCGCACUGCUGCGCGACCUCGCCCGCAGACACAACCUCGCCGUCGUCGUCGCCAACCAGGUCGCCGAUCGCUUCUCCUCGUCCCCUCUCUCGCCCGGCGCCAUCCGCGGCCGCGUCCACUCCGCCAGCGUUACCAACGUCGCAGCAACCUCUCGAAGCACGCAGGACAGUCCCCUCGCGUCGCGGAGUAAUAAAGGCCCCCCGUUUCCUCCCCUCGCCAGCACGCCCUCCUCCUCCGGCGCCGUGCCCUUCUCCUUCCCCGACGACGGCCCGCCGCCCGCGCCGCCCGCCCUGCGGCUCGACCACCAGCAGCGCUGGUUCACCGGCUGGGGCGACGAUCCGUACUCGUCGCAGGCCCUCAAGACACCCAGCCUGGGCCUCGUCUGGUCCACCCAGAUCUCGUGCCGUGUUGCACUCUUCAAGCGGCCCGUCUACGGCCGCCCGCGGAGAGUCGCGGCGCCCCUCCACGCCGACGACUACGACGACGGCGACGACGUGGCUUCGCGGGAGCCGACGCUCAAGGCUUGGAGGAGGUGGAUGAAGGUCGUGUUCGCGCCGCACGUCGCGGCGUCAGGGCAGGGCAUGGAUGGAGCGACGGAGUUUGAAGUCAACAUGGGCGGGCUCAAGUCCGUGAAGCCUAAAGCCAAGCUCAAAACUAAAGGCAUGGGCUGA